Anopheles merus is the source of this 3635-nucleotide messenger RNA. RefSeq names its product poly(U)-binding-splicing factor half pint-like. The record is from RefSeq and is a predicted model, not a curated record. Gene Ontology annotation, molecular function: RNA binding. NCBI's taxonomy places the organism in Eukaryota, Metazoa, Arthropoda, Insecta, Diptera, Culicidae. Gene Ontology annotation, biological process: alternative mRNA splicing, via spliceosome; regulation of alternative mRNA splicing, via spliceosome; mRNA splice site recognition. The transcript has 5 exons. The coding region runs from base 1031 to 2596 and encodes 521 amino acids. Gene Ontology annotation, cellular component: catalytic step 2 spliceosome; precatalytic spliceosome.
AUCAUAUUGAUAUGAUAGUAGUGAAAAUGUUUCUAAAGAAUAACAUGUAUCAGAAAGAUAGCCUAUUAAUUUAGGCACUAAUUGUAAUACGUACCGAUAACGGCCCACAUCCUUCCGAGACGAUAAUCUAUCAGGGUGUGAAUGACACUGCCUCACCCAUCUAUUGGCGUAAGGAUGAUCGAUUAUGUGGCUGGGAGGAUCUAUAUGUCUCUCGUAUUGUUUUUGUUUCUCUCUUUCUCUCUCUUUCUCUUUCUAUCUUUCUCUAUUUCUCUUUUUGUUUCAUCUACUCCCAUGCGUAUGCCAAAAGAAGCGAAAAUGCACCUUCUUUGCAAAAGUACUGCGUAAAGACAGAUACACAAUCUGCCACUGCCACUAUUACUACUACCAAUACUACCACAACAACUAUUCUUCCUUCGUCAUCACGUUACAUUUUGAUACUUUGCCCAAGCGAAAGGCCGACAAUGAAACCGUUCGCCUAUCUACUACUACUACUACUACUACUACUACUACUACUACUACUACUACUACUACUACUGCCUACUGCUACCUAUACUACUACCGCUACUAUCAUCACCACCACUCACCAUCAUAAUUGCUACCGGUUCUUUCGUUCGUCCUUUGACUGAAUUUCGCAUCACGACUGACGCGUGCGUGUACUGCGUAAUCGCGAUGGUUGGAAAACAAGACUCUGAAUGUUAUCUCAUGUUACCACUGCUCUCUAAUGAAAAGGCAGACUAUACGAACAAGAACAGUAUCACACAUAUUCACAGCACGUGGCGAGCAAAAUGUAUCAAAAGAUUGUGAACUUGUCUCUUGUGAACAUCCUCACACAAGUUGACUCCCCCAGAUCCAUGGAAGAGAACCGAAGAUUCUACCGUACAUUGCGCAGCCCGUGUAUGAUAUUCGACAGAUUGGCGAUGUGGCCUUUGGUCCGGGCACUCGGUCGGCACUGCUGGGCAUACUCGGUGGGGCAUUGCCCCGGCUUAACACGGAGCAGAUCGAGCUAGUAUCGAGGGCGAAAAAGUACGCCAUGGAGCAGAGCAUCAAGAUGGUGUUGAUGAAGCAAACGUUAGCCCAUCAGCAGCAGCAGUUGGCCAGCCAGCGCACCCAAGUGCAGCGGCAGCAAGCUUUGGCUCUUAUGUGUCGUGUUUACGUCGGCAGUAUUUCGUUUGAACUGAAGGAAGACACCAUCAGGGCGGCAUUCCUACCAUUCGGGCCGAUCAAAUCGAUCAACAUGUCCUGGGAUCCGAUCACGCAGAAACACAAAGGAUUUGCGUUCGUCGAGUAUGAAAUACCCGAAGGAGCGCAGCUGGCGCUGGAACAGAUGAACGGUGCCAUGCUCGGUGGACGCAACAUCAAAGUCGGCCGACCGAGCAAUAUGCCACAGGCGCAGCAGGUGAUCGAUGAGAUCCAGGAGGAAGCGAAGAGCUAUAAUCGCAUCUACAUUGCCUCGAUCCAUCCGGAUUUGACCGAGGAGGACAUCAAGAGCGUGUUCGAAGCGUUCGGGCCAAUUAUGACCUGCAAGAUGUCGCAGGGAAAUGCUGUACACACGCACAAGGGAUACGGAUUCAUUGAGUAUCAGACGAAUCAGUCCGCAAUCGAAGCAAUCGCCAGUAUGAAUUUGUUUGAUUUGGGCGGACAGUUGCUAAGGGUUGGACGAUCAAUUACGCCACCGAACGCGCUGAUGGGUCCGGCGGCGAAUUCCGCCAUGCCAACAGCAGCAGCCGUCGCUGCAGCAGCUGCUACCGCCAAGAUUCAGGCCAUGGAUGCUGUGGCUACGAACGCCGUCCUGGGACUGUCAGCCACUUCGCCUGGUCUGAAAGUUGGUCUCACGGGGCUGCCGCUUAACCCGGCAAUCACUACAGCCAGUGCUGGAUUUGUUGCGCAAGCACAGUUGGCCGCAGCCACACAGGCCGCAGCUGCAAUAAAUAGUCAGCCGGGGUUGCUGGUGCCGCCAGUUUCGCUAGCUCCCUCCCUGCUGGUCAAUCCGGUGCUGGGUGCUGCAGCCAAGCCACUGCCCACAGUAUUGAGCCAAGCGAAUCCGGCUGCGGUUGCGGCGGCGGCCGCCGCGGCAGCAGCAGCAGCAGCGGCAGCUGCUGCGGCCCCGAACGCUACAGCGGAAGAUGUGUACAAAAAGGCACAAGAAAAACAGCAGGAAGAGCUACAGAAGAAGCUACUGGAAGAAGGGGAACCGCAAACGUUACAGCAGCAAGAGUCGAUGUCGAUCAAGGGCCAGAGCGCUAGGCAUUUGGUGAUGCAGCGGCUAAUGAGACCGCGCGAAAGCAAGGUGGUUAUUCUGCGCAAUAUGGUCGGACCGGAGGACGUCGAUGAGACGCUGCAGGAGGAGAUUCAAGAUGAGUGUAGCAAGUACGGUGCCGUGGACCGGGUUAUUAUCUACAAGGAGCGCCAAUCGGAGGGCAACUUUGCCGAGGACGACAACACCGACAUGAUCGUAAAGAUCUUCGUCGAGUUCUCGCAGGCCACCGAAGCAGAUAGAGCCCGCGAGUCACUGAACGGUCGCUACUUUGGCGGCCGCCUGGUCAAGGCGGAGUCUUACGAUCAGGCUCUCUUUGACCACGGCGAUCUGUCUGGCUAAAUCGAGGGCGCGUGAGCACGUGCGUGUGUGUGUGUGUGUGUUUGGGGUCGUGUGGGAAGCGCUCCGCAUUCUACACUUUCUUACCUCUCGAGCAAUGGUCCUAGCUGAUCAAUUUUCGACACAAACAUUGUGGCCGCUUAUAUGUGUGUGUGUUUGUGUGAAGUACUCUUACUCUCUCUCAUGCACACACCCUUAGAUGGGCAGGAAGAAUUGGAUGGAUCGAAAAAACACGAUCGUUGGUAAUGGGAGACUUAGCAGGUUCAUAGUUUGUUCAUCUGGAAAUGAAAAUCGUGUCCAGUUCUUUGACCAUGCCCAUCGCAAAGAGAAAACCCGCCAAUAUCGAUUAGCCAGAAAGAUUGUACCGAACACAGUUGUUUAUAAGCUCUCAAGCAUCAUAUUACCACCAAUGCUACCGGCCCACUCAACUUGAAUCCCUUUUGAAAUAGAAAAUAAUGCGUGGACGACGGACCCUUUUCACUGAACCAGCAUUGAUGUGGUUCAUUUAGACUAAAAGUAAUAUUAAAAACCUAAUAACACAACCAUAAGAUCACACCCAGGAUUAAUAGAAACCUACCUUUAAACUACAUAACACACACUUCAUGCAACAAACACCUUGAUGGACUUUUGGAGUUUCGACAAGAGGACAAAUUUUAUUGCACUAGCAGUGUCCCCCGUGUGUUACUACGAUGCAAUCCAUCAGACCAAGCUGUGCAUAGAACAGAGAGUGAAUGGCAUUACGAUGCACACAGACACCAUUUCUCAUUCAUGUGUUAGACAUAAACAUAGGCAUAAAGUCAAAUUAAUUCUGCAUCGUAAAGGACGAGCUGUGUGUAUUUAAGGCGCAAUACCUAGGAAUUCACACGGACCUAAUUAAAUCCACCAUAAAUUUCGAGCGUCGCUCAACGCUGCUCUUGCUCUAAUAUAUUAUAAUUUAACUGUAUAUACAAACUCGGGAAGCGCGUAACGGCCAUUUGUUCGUUUUGCUGCUUUUCCGGUGCUACAUGAUCAAGGAAAUAUAGGACUAACGUCACCAAAAUCA